AUGGGAAGCUACGACAAGGCGCGGAACGGCCUCGGGUCAUCAGAGAAGCAUGGACAGACAGAGCCAGGGAACGAGUUUGAUGUCUAUGGAGACGAAAGCCAUGCGGACAUAAAAUACCGUACCAUGUCGUGGUGGAAAGCAGCCGCGCUCAUGUUGGCAGAGACGGUGUCCUUAGGGAUCCUGUCAAUACCCUCCGUCUUCGCGACACUCGGCAUGGUGGCAGGCUGCAUCCUCGUAAUUAGCCUUGGGCUCAUCGCGACUGCGACGGGAUACAUGAUCGGCGCAUUCAAGCUGCGCUACCCGCACGUUCACAAUAUGGCUGACGCAGGCAUGGUCCUCGCGGGGCCAAUCGGCCGGGAAGUCCUCGGUGGAGCCCAAGUCGUUUUCUUGGUCUUCUCCUGUGGCGGUCAUGCCUUGACUGGCAUGAUUGCUUUCGAUACCAUCACUGCCGGAGCUUCAUGCUCGGUGCUCUGGGCUGCAGUUGCUGCGAUCAUAUGUCUCAUUCUGACCCUCCCGCGUACCCUUAACGGCAUCUCGUACCUUAGUGUAGCUUCCUUUAUCUCGGUCUUCACUGCUGUAAUGAUCACGAUGAUCGGGGUUGGUGUAGCAGGCCAUCAUGGCGGCGUCACCACCACCGCGAAUCUUAAGUUCGCCAGCGCCUUCCUUGCUGUGACGGACAUUGUUUUUGCAUACUCUGGACAUGUCACAUUCUUCACGUUCCUCUCGGAGAUGAAGAACCCAGCGGACUUUGCUAAGGCUCUCUACGCCUUACAAAUUGCAGACACGACACUCUACCUUAUUGUAGGCGUCGUCGUGUACGCAUACACUGGCGCGGAUACGGUGUCUCCUGCGCUAGGUAACACGGGCACGACGUUGCGCAAGGUAGCGUACGGGAUCGCGUUGCCGACAAUCCUGAUUUCGGGAGUGAUCAACGGACAUGUCACCGCAAAGCUAGUGUUCAUUAGAUUAUUCCGCCGCAACGGUGUCGCGUCUCGGCAUAUGACUGCACACUCAUGGACAGGCUGGUUGACAUGGGUCGGAAUUUGCUUUACGAUUUGGACGAUCGCCUUUAUCAUCGCAGAAUUGAUUCCGUUCUUCAACGACCUUCUGGGAGUCAUGUCCUCGCUCUUCGCAAGUUGGUUCACGUACGGCAUCUCUGGCAUUUUCUGGUUCCACUUAACUCCACGCUCUGAGCGGUGGUCGACACCUUGGCAGAAGACCAAGACGGUAUUCUGGGCGUCCAUCAUCCUGAUGGGUGCGUUCAUCAUGGUCGGGGGCUUGUACGCGAGCAUCGAUAGCAUCAUCCAGGGCUACCGAGGCAGCCAGUUCGCGGGCCCAUUUACGUGCGCGAACCAAGCUCUUGCAUGA
This is a messenger RNA of Rhodofomes roseus, 1368 nucleotides long. Its product is annotated as transmembrane amino acid transporter protein-domain-containing protein. The record is from RefSeq and is a predicted model, not a curated record. NCBI's taxonomy places the organism in Eukaryota, Fungi, Basidiomycota, Agaricomycetes, Polyporales, Fomitopsidaceae. Gene Ontology annotation, molecular function: amino acid transmembrane transporter activity. The transcript is spliced from 15 exons. Bases 1 to 1368 code for a protein of 455 amino acids. Gene Ontology annotation, biological process: amino acid transmembrane transport. Gene Ontology annotation, cellular component: vacuolar membrane.